Molecule: messenger RNA, 4302 nt
Organism: Linum trigynum
Lineage: Eukaryota; Viridiplantae; Streptophyta; Magnoliopsida; Malpighiales; Linaceae
Source: the annotation of a GenBank genome assembly
AUUACAAAAGAAUUGAGAAAUAAAAUCAAUGAUCUGAAUCCAAAGAUAAAGCUUUGUCUGGAGAUUGUAGGACAUUAACCACCACUUGGUAGCCAGAGAAGAUGAUAGCUCUAGGCACGCGUUCUCGGCAAAAUACAAACACGUCAAUAAGUCUUUAAUAAUUUUAUCGGCUGCCUACGUACCCGUUAGACGGGAUCAAAGUCCACGUAGUUCGUUGGGAACUUUGAUAAUUUUAAUUAUAACUUUUACUACAUUCCACUGAACGUAAUUUUUGUAUUGAAGAUUUUGUUAAUAAAAUUUACAUAGAUUAUUAUGAGGUCAUGACAAUAAAUACAAGGAUUUUAGUUAUUAGGAAGUAUUUUGAUGUAUUAGAAAAGAAACAAGAUAAACUUAAUUCGCAUUCAACAUUUUGUAUUAAGGAUUUUAAAAAAAAAUAAAAAUAACUAAGAUUAUUAAAUUAACGCGUGAUGGUCAAAGACCCCAACUGGCUAAGUUUCCAGUCAUGAACCGACUCGUUUAACCGAAUGAGGGUUCGAAAUCUGCUCACCUCAUUUUAUCGUCCCUUUUAUUUUAGAGAAAGGGGAAGGUCAAUUUUGUAAUUGCAAAAACGGACGGUGGCAGGGCCACGUAAAUUUGCAGAAACCCUAGGGGCAAUUUGGUCUUUUGAAAAGUCGAGGUACAUGGCCGCCCUCUCAUUCUCGCCUCUCUCUCUUCCUCUCGAUCCUUCCACUUCUCUCUUCCUCUUCCAGAAUCAAACUCCAUAGACCGAAACCCUAGCCUGCUCUCUUCAAACCGUCGCCAUCUUCUUCUCCUCUCACUCUCUCGUCUCUCUUCCACCAUAGACCGAAACCCUAGCCCCCAAUCGCCGUCGCUCUCUUACCCUCUCAAUCCGCCGUCGCUCUCGUGCCCUCUCAAUCCGCCGUCGCUCUCGAGAUAAAACGCUGCUCGUGUUCGCAAACGAGAGAGCUGCUGCUGUGAAACCAAGAUUCGUGAUUUCUUCUUCAAAGGUGAGAGCCCGCUCUAGGUUUUUUCAGUUUCAUCUGGUUCCCGUUUCAAUUGGUUCCCUGUUUGUGAUUAAUUCACCAUUCUAGGGAUUUUUAUUUCUCGGCCUCAGCUUGUAGAUUGGUUUUCAGCUAGGGUUUUUCGAUUAUACGCGGCUUCUUUCUGAGAUUUAUGGCGGUAUGGGUCUCAUCCGAGUAAUUUGAUUGAUCCGUUCCUUUCCUCGCUGGUAAUGUAGUUUUUGUUUUCAUGGGUGCUGCUGCUUAGGAUCUUCAUUGGCAGUGUCGACAUAGUUGCGUGGCUUGAGGGGGGAAAAAACUGAUCUUUGUCUGGAAAAUUAUUUUUAAGGUUAGGUGCUUUGUGAAGGGGGGAGUGAAGUCUGUGUCUUUACAUUGUAGUGAGACUAUUGUGCUACAGAGAGAUUAAUUAGGACUCAAUUAGACCGUUUUAUGUUAUUAUUUUAGGGAGAACUUUCGUAUUUGUGAUCUGUGUGGAAUGAAGUAUGCAACUGCCAUAGCUGAAGGCAUUGCAUCAGCUAGCUGUUUUUAAUAUGCGACUGUCUCCCCUUUUUCAUUUGAUGUUAUUUAGUUGCAUUGCGUUGAAACCUUCUUCAUCUUGCAGCUUGAAGAUGCCGCGUUAUGAUGACAGAUAUGCCAACACCCGCCUCUAUGUUGGCCAUCUAGCCCCCCGCACAAGGUCUCGUGAUCUUGAAUAUGUCUUCAGCAAAUAUGGGAGAGUCCGAGAUGUGGAUAUGAAGCGUGACUAUGCAUUUGUUGAAUUUAGUGAUCCACGAGAUGCUGAUGAUGCAAGGUAUCACUUAGAUGGCCGAGAUGUUGAUGGAAGUCGGAUCAUUGUGGAAGUUGCUAAAGGGGUACCUCGAGGCUCCAAGGAAUACCUGGGGAGAGGUCCGCCUCCUGGAUCUGGGCGGUGCUUCAAUUGUGGUAUUGAUGGCCACUGGGCUAGAGAUUGCAAAGCUGGGGAUUGGAAGAAUAAGUGCUACAGAUGUGGGGAGAGGGGACACAUUGAGAGAAAUUGCAAGAACAGCCCUCAGAAGUUGAAGCGUGGGCGAAGUUACUCAAGGUCCCCAUCACCUCGUCGUGGUGGCAGGAGCCGCAGCCCAAGUUACAGCCGAGGUCACAGCUACAGCCGAUCGAGAUCUCCAGUGCCUAAGAGAGACCGAAGUGUAGACAACGAGGCCAGGUCAAUGAGCCCGGACCCAAGGAACGAUGGCCCUUCCAAGGGGAGGAAGCGUAGCCCAACUCCUGAAGAUCGAAGCCCACGCCCUUCUCCCAAAGCUAGGAAGGUGGAGGAUGAUGACCGAGAGUAUAGUGCCAGUCCAAGGGGCAGGAGCCGGAGCAGGAGCAGGACCCGGACCCCAGAAAGAGAGAGCCCUAGAAAUGGCAGGUACGAGAGUCCCCCGGCUAAUGGCCGAAGUCCAAGCCGGAGCCGCAGCCCUAGUCCGAGGGCGAGGGAUGACAAGAGCCCUGCUGCUGAAGAUGAUUUUGAAAACAACCGUCGCUCGCCUAGAGGCAGCGAGUCUCCCUGAAAGAUGAAUGAGAGAGCGUGGCUAAUAGUCCCUGAAGCUUCACUCCCCGGUCGUCAAUUUAAAUGUUCAAUAUUUGGAACCUUCAACUAUGGAUUUUCUUUUAUGUUGUGAUGUAGCUUUUGGCGGAAUUCUAUGUCCUACUGUGAGCUGAACGUAUCCUUUGUUCAUCGGAUCCGUAGCAAUUUCCUAUAUGAUAUUUUAAGCUAAGGUGGCAAUGUUGUUGGAUGAAGGAUUUACCAAUGCAAUUCGGAAAAAUGGAAGUGCAAUGUUGUCGACAGAACUGAAACGUUUACUUCUUAUGUAAUUCUGGUGCAAUAAGUGGUAGAAAUAAUUCCUUUUAGUAUUUUUAUAAAUUGGCAGUUUUGCUAAUGUAUGUUGGUCACCACUCACCAUAGACUAAACAUUGAAAUCGAUCUUUUUAAAGCGGAAUUUUAUAGGAUUUUAAGAUCCAAAAAUUUAGUAGUAAAAUCAAGAUUGGAACCUAUAGGCUAUAGGUAAAAUCAUGAACUUGGAUAUUCAAGAUAAAAAUUGAAAUUUUAACUACAUUGGCAAGGGUAUUGAGAAUAUUCAUUCCCAGCAAUUACACUUUCCAAAUAGAGAUAGAGUAAUGACUACAACUAGAUAUUGAAACUUAAUCGUAUUUAGCACAAUAGGUGUUUUGAAGUGAAGGAGUAUAAGAAGCAAACUAGUGAAGAGAAGAAAGGUGUUAGCCAAUAUAUUGAGUAUGGAAUUUGUUGUUCUCUUUUUAGCGAAAGGAUUGCGAUCAUGAUGGAGGCACGAAUUGUUGGCAGUGUUGUCAGUUUAUUCACUUAAUUACAUUAUUAUUGUUAUUUAAUUAUAGUCAUUGAGAUUUUAGGAGAUUUAGGGAUUAUUGAAAAUAUUUGAGGGAUUUGAGAUUAUUAUUAUGAUAGUUGUUAGGAAAAAGAGAUUAUAAGACUCCAUAUGAUUAUUAUGUGGAAAUUAGGCAACAAACAAUUGAGUUACAAAAUCCUCCAAUUUCCGGAUUUUUCCGAGAAAUGACACUAAGUAAAAAAAAAUUCAAAAUACCUCAUAUUUACGAAAAUUUCAAAAAAUACCACCCUUUUCCAAAAACCGCUUGGGGAGGGCACGGUUUUUGCUGAAAACCGCAUCGGGGCGAGGUGGUCUGAUAAGCCCCUGAGUUGCGGUUUGUAUGAAUAUAUAUAUAUAUAUAUAUAUUUUUUAUUUUAAUUCGAACUUAAGUCGAAACUUCAAACGAACGUAACUUUGUGCUCGGGUAUCCAAUCGUAGCGAAUUUUUUUUUUAAUCUACAUAACUUUUCGAGAUCUUGCAAACCGCAAACAGCUAUAGGCAGUUUGAUCUCACUUUCCUCCCGAAAAAUGUCGUUUGCUACUCCAAACAAACAAUUUUUUUUAUUUUGCCAAAUUUUGGAUGACCUUAACUUUGUGCUCCGCACUCCCUUUGCUAAGUCCCCCUCUCCCUUUCCCUUCUUUCACACGUUCAAACCCUUCCUCUCUUUUCUGUUCAUCCCAUCAAAUCCACCAAAUCCCACUUCUUCCCAAUCUCACCAAUUCCACUAUUUCAUUCACCAUCCCUUGAUCUGGGUACUCAUAAGAUUAGGAGUAGCUUUAGAAGCUUUUGAUUGGCAUCACCCAAAGAGUACCAAUCGAAGUUAGAUCUAUCAAUAAGAAAAUCCUAGGAGAAUAGACCUCAAGGGGUACACACCCUGAGUCAGGAAGUAAAGCAAUACAUCCAUGGAAUAAGAUUAAACGAUCUUG